This is a messenger RNA of Paramuricea clavata, 3189 nucleotides long. The record is from the annotation of a GenBank genome assembly. NCBI's taxonomy places the organism in Eukaryota, Metazoa, Cnidaria, Anthozoa, Malacalcyonacea, Plexauridae.
AUGCCAGACAUCCCACAGAUUUUAGCUGAAAACGAGGAAGCCUUUUCAAAAGUUGUUUGGCUUACAUUCAAUGCUUCAGACAACUUUCACAAAGAGGUUGCAGCAAAUACAUUAUUUUGUUGCUCUAAUCAGCCCAAGGUUGCUGGAAAGAUCAUUGAAAAUCAAUGUCAUCAUUUUGUCCUUAAAAAGGCCCAAUGGAUUACAUUUGUCACACCUGGUGUUGCGUGAGUAUAGCAUGAUAAUACACCCUUCCGGAAGGCACACAGCCUUAGCCAUAGAGCCGCACUUUCAUUAUUGAGGUAUUAGUGUAUAACUAAAGUUUCUAUCUAUCUAUAGAUCUAUAUAAGACCUUUAUAUAAUUAGAUCAUCUGUAGCAAGACAAAGCGUUCUAAAGCCGAUUACUCAAUUCCAAAAACGAGGUUCUAUAGUCAAGGCUAGGUACUUUCUGGAAGGGUCUAUUCCAGUGAGUUCUAUUUAAAGCUGGAGUUAGAACUUCAGUCAUUCAGCCUGUGAGGAAAGUGAAGACAAGAAGUAUUGUCAUAGGAGGUCCAAUACAUAGUUGUAAUGGGCACAAAUAAUACUAAAAUUCUUUAAAAUUCACCAAAAAAUUCAUUGUGUUAGCGUGAAAAUAUUUGCUGCCGAGCGUAGGGAGGUAGCACACUAUUUUUGACGCUUAUGUUUACUAUGGCAUAUAUAUGCCUAUGCAUUAGUGCCAGUCCCUUUGCCCAAGCUAUAUAAAGCCAACAGGAAUCUCGAUUUGCAACUCGUCUAGCAACUGUUUUUGUAGUCAUAGGUGUUUAUUUAAACCAUGCGAGGCUCAAUCUUGAAUGCAGACUUGCAGUGGCGUAGUAUCGUAUAAAUGUUAUUGCCUAUUAGGAAGGAAGGAAACUCUUUUGCCGAUAUCCACAUACAUGCUCACUUCACAAUCGAAAUUUUAUGUGAAAACAACAUGAAUUAUUGUGCUCAUGCAUGUCUGGUGUUGCUUAGGGAAAACAUUAGCAGCUAAAGUACAAAAAUUACAAAACAGAGCGUUUAGAAUAAUCACACGUGAGAAUUACACGACACGAUCGGCUGAUAUAUUAAACAAGCUACAAUCCUGGCAAAAACUAAUGAAACAUCCAGUUUAAUUAACAAUUUAAUGUAUUCUUCCCCCCUUCCCCCCUUCCAAUGUUGAUUAAGAUGAGCAAGAAACCUACACAUAGUGCUCUCUGCCAUCGAUGGACUAUUGUACACCAUUUUUUAGAAUAUAUGUCCAACAUUGUGCAGGGGGGAGGGGAUUUUGUUUGUUUUAUUGAUUUUUUAUAGGUGUUUCAUUAACUUUUUGCCAAGAUUGUAGGAGUUUCCGAACCUCGAAAAAAAAAGAAUGCAACAACUUUCAAUUUCCAUGUACAAGGUGAAAAACAGAUUGGUCCCCGAUUACUUGUGCGAUAUGUUCACAAAUGUGGGUGAUGUACACGACCAUAACACAAGACAGUCGUGAGCCGAUUUGACAUUGCCUAAACCAAAAACAAAUGGUAUGAAAAAUGCAUUCAGUAUCCUAUAGAGGUGCGGAAGGCUGGAAUAAAGGAAUACCGAAUGGUUUUCCGUGCAGGAUUGUGUGAUCCAUGCACGAGGGAUGUCGCGAGACUUUCGGAAAGCGUAAAAAUACUCGAGCCGCAGGCGAGUGUAUUUUUACGCUUUCCGAAAAUCGAGCAACAUCCCAAGUGCAUGGAUCACGCUAUCCUGCUUGGAAAACCAUUUGGUAAUUGUUUUAUAAAAUAACUACAGUGAAACAAUGACAUUUUGAGAAUCCCGCGAAAAUCCCGCGAAGGCAUUUUAAUUCCUCGUGCAGGAUAGCCUGAUCCUGCAGACCUGCACGGCUAUUGACCAAUCAAAUUGCGUGUUUCACUGUAGUUAUUAUAUAACUGCCUUUCUGCAUCGCUAAAAGCAUCACAACUAGUGCUAAUUUCAAGUUUAACUUGAACCAUGCAAAUUAAGAUCAAGUAAUCCUGCCUUUGUUUCUAUCUAUUUAAAAUAAUAAUCUUGUAAAUAAUAUAUUUCUUAUUUCUACUUGUGUGAGCACGACCGGUUGGAAGAUCACCUUUUUUCUUUUUAUAUAUAUAUUGUGUACAUAAUUAUUUUAUUAGGUGAAAUUGUACUGUGUUAAAAUAUUGUUAAUUGAAAAUUAUUUGCAAAAUGUUUGCUACUUUGCUGAGAAAUUUUGUGGGAGGAUGAUAGAUGCAAUUUAUGGUUUCUUACGCAAGAUUGAGCCUCGCAUGGUUUAAAUAAACACCUAUAUUCAGCUAUGGCUACAAAAACAGUUGCUCGAAUAUUUUCACGGUAACACAAUGAAUUUUUAGUGACUUUUAAUAAAGCAUUUUAGUAUCUUUUGUGCCCAUUACAACUGUCUAUUGGGCCUCCUAUGGACUAUGGAUUCCUAACUGAGUCACUAAUACUAAUAAUAGGACACAUGAUUUGUGGCCUAUUUCUGCGGGGCAAGGGGCCGUGUAUACAGUAUCCGUUUCGGGCCUGCAAACAUUCUCAAUCAACAGGCUGCUUUCCCCAGAAUUUCUCUUCACAAUAAAUUAAACCAUCCAUUUUAGAUACUUUCUCAGUCUAUUCUUGGCCAACAUUCAAACUUUGCCCGAAGAAAACCUGCUUCCUUACGACGAAAUACAACAAAUCAACCAAGUCUUGGAGGCUUUCCUGCACGUAGUCACUCCUUCCGAAAUUGGCCGUUUUGAAGUAGAAAAUGAGGCUGUGUGGAUAAGCUUAAUUCCAUUUCUCCGGCUAGCUUUGGCAGGACCGAAUGGACCUGUGGGGACUGAGAAUGAGCGACUUCAAACUCGUCCUCAGGUCUCUGUGGAUCCACGCUCGGAAAUCGGAACCCAACCGGGUGAACUGGGUGAAAAAAGUUGCGAUGCGGAAAUUUCCAACAACCGUGGAAUCAGUCCGUAUAAUUUUUCUCCUGUGGAAAAAAUUGGUUUGUUCUGCCUUUGUCAUUUGGCAAAUGUCCCGGAAAACAGAGAGCUGUUUAAAAAGGAAAAACUUGAAGAUUAUUUAAUUUGUGUUUGUUGGUUUGCACAACGCUGUCCCGAAGUCGUUGAUUUAACACCAAAACUUGAUGGAUUCGAGCGCUUAGAGCCACCACGCUUAGAAUCAAUAGCAAAAGCAUAUCUUUCAAAAUGUUUCGGUGAAAAAAUAAUGUAG